UAACAUGGUAAUUAUGGUAAUUUUGAUAAAAAUUGUAUAAAAUCAUAUACAGUACUUUCAACUGAAAAUCGGUUGGGAUUCGAACAUGGAAUAUUGGGUAAUUAACAAAACUGAUUAUACGGACAUCUUAUAAAAAAAAAUACGGGUAAUUUAUGGAAGCCUUGUACUGUAUAUGGCUUUCUCCAAGAAUAAAACCCACCCUUUAUGCUAUCCCCUGUCAUCGGCAGCCACAGACCUAAACCUAGAAUUCCCUUCCUCCUCCUCCUUCUCCUUCUCCUUGUCUGAGUCUAAUAAGUUCCGAUCCAUCUCCAUCGAAACCAUGGUCAUCUACGGUUGGACAGGCGUCUUCUGGGACAUGGAUGAUUUCACACUCCCUCCUGGUCUCGGUGUAGAUCAGUUUGUGAAGAAUGUCUGCUUAGCUAUAUCGAAUGAGGGUGCUCGUGGUGACGUAGAGUUCUUUGCUUAUAGUAGUUCGGACUCCUUUGAUUAUGGUCGAUAUCUCGAGUCCACGUCCUUUACUCCAGCUAAAGUUGUCAGUAAACGUUCAAGGUUUUAUCGUUUGUUACAUUGCAUGCUUAACUGGGUUCACAAACGUAGACAGUAUGGAGGAAAAAAAAAUGUGUUGGUAAUUGCAAAGGCUAUGCCAGGGGAAGAUAACAUCAACCUGAUCAGUUUUCUUGACGAAAUGAUUAUUAGAGACCAUAAUGUUUUCACAGUAGUUCCUGAGGGAUGCUCACCAGAAAAUUUUGAUUAUCCUGAGCCAAUUUUAGCUUGGUAUUGGUCUUCCUUAUGUUCUGGAAGUACGUCCAUCGACCUUUCUUCUGCGUAUCCUACUACUGAUGAUGAUUCCGGAAGCAGCUCACCAGAAACUGAUCGUGCACAAGGUGUGAAACGUGCAAGUGAAACUGAUGCUACUGUUGGUUCCCCUAUGAAACGUGGUCAAAAAGAUGCUGACUCUCAGAACUAGUCAUCAGAUAAUACAUACUUUUGUUUCUAUCAAAUUGGGUCUGUUGUUGUGCUUUUAACGCUGUCUUCUUGCUUUUGUGUACACCUCUUAAACUCUAUGGUUUUGUGUUGAAAUGAUUUGCUUCCAGAAGGUAAUCUUAAAACAUAUAUGUCUCUCCUAUUUGUGGUUCUAUAAUCUAUAUCAACUGACUGAUAAUUAAAUAAACAACCUGGUGUUUUUAUGUAGGCAAAGUUUGGAGUUCAGAAAAUUUGGGUUAUGGUGCUGUUCUUCGCACUCACGGCACCAGCAGGGAUUGGAAUUGGUAUUGGAGUCGCCGAGAUUUACAAUGAGAAUAGCCCGAUGGCACUAAUUAAUAGUACUGUCUGGUUUUCUUAACGCUGCAGCUGCUGGAAUCUUGAUCUACAUGGCCCUUGUUGAUUUGGUAACUCCACUAUUCAUGAACCACAAAGCUCAGAGUAGUAUGAAGAUACAAUUAGCUUGUAGCUUUUCUCUUAUUCUUGGUGUUGGUUUGAUGUCUC
Messenger RNA from Brassica oleracea var. oleracea, 1485 nucleotides. RefSeq lists its product as uncharacterized. The transcript has 2 exons. Bases 173 to 967 code for a protein of 264 amino acids. Gene Ontology annotation, biological process: regulation of gene expression. NCBI's taxonomy places the organism in Eukaryota, Viridiplantae, Streptophyta, Magnoliopsida, Brassicales, Brassicaceae. Gene Ontology annotation, cellular component: peroxisome. The record is from RefSeq and is a predicted model, not a curated record.